Messenger RNA from Danio rerio (zebrafish), 1049 nucleotides. It is a transcript of the gene pvalb7, whose product is annotated as parvalbumin 7. Gene Ontology annotation, molecular function: calcium ion binding. Lineage: Eukaryota; Metazoa; Chordata; Actinopteri; Cypriniformes; Danionidae. The record is from RefSeq and is marked provisional.
CUCUCUCUCUGCUGUCCUCCUUCCUACCUACCCUCUUCUACCUUUCUCUCUCCCUCUGUCCUGUUAUUCGUCUCUCUCACCUCCAGCCAGUCUGCAUUGACUCUCCGCAGGAGGAAGAUCACAUCUCCAGCCUUCAGACUGAGCUCCAGGCGUCCGCUGCCGCUGAAGUCAAACACCGCCUAACACACACACAAAGAGCGAGGACACGCAAGCAGGAGACACACACACACCAACGGAGGGAAAGAGAGAGAAAGACAUCCUGAGUGAGACCGAGCUGCCGCUGUCAAGAUGGCCAUGAAAAACCUUUUGAAAGAUGACGAUAUCAAGAAAGCCCUUGAUCAAUUCAAAGCUGCUGACAGUUUCGACCACAAGAAGUUCUUCGAUGUGGUGGGACUGAAGGCUCUGUCUGCUGACAACGUGAAGUUGGUCUUCAAAGCUCUGGAUGUGGACGCCAGCGGCUUCAUCGAGGAGGAAGAGCUUAAGUUUGUGCUGAAGGGCUUUUCUGCAGAUGGCAGAGAUCUUACCGAUAAGGAGACCAAAGCAUUCCUCGCUGCUGCUGAUAAGGAUGGAGAUGGAAAAAUUGGCAUAGAUGAAUUUGAAGCUCUGGUGCACGAGUAAAUCGUCAAUAUUUGGCAACCCUUUACACCACUACUCUCCUGUGAAUACCUACAGCCAAUCUUAGUGUACGUCUCUACACAUCCAACCCAGGAGCAGAACCGCCUCAUGUUUAUUUAUUUACCUUUUUCCUUUUUUAAACAUAUCUAUAUUUAAAAAUUCUGUACAUUUUAGUUAGCCAACCACAACUCAUGAAAACCUGGAGAUUUCCCCACAGCUUUGACCUUCAUUUCUACUUUUCUUGUCAUCUUUCUCUUUCUUUUUAUGCUCCUUUCUUCUUCUUAUCUUGCUCCAUCUGUCAUCCCUUCCCUUUUUUCGCUCCUCUCUUGUGAUAGAGCCACCGAACACGAUGAAUACAUGAAGAGGAUGAGAUGAAACGAGAGAUUCAAAUAUUUAAGAGAGAUACAAUAAAGCGAUGUGUUGAGGAAACAAAA